Purpureocillium takamizusanense is the source of this 3760-nucleotide messenger RNA. It is a transcript of the gene SEC27, whose product is annotated as Coatomer subunit beta', variant 2. The transcript is spliced from 5 exons. Gene Ontology annotation, cellular component: COPI vesicle coat. Bases 1104 to 3299 code for a protein of 731 amino acids. NCBI's taxonomy places the organism in Eukaryota, Fungi, Ascomycota, Sordariomycetes, Hypocreales, Ophiocordycipitaceae. Gene Ontology annotation, biological process: retrograde vesicle-mediated transport, Golgi to endoplasmic reticulum; intracellular protein transport; intra-Golgi vesicle-mediated transport. The record is from RefSeq and is a predicted model, not a curated record. Gene Ontology annotation, molecular function: protein binding; structural molecule activity.
CCGCAUAAUUGCGCCCGUCUUUCUGUCCAACGCGCAUCGCGCGGCUGCUCACCUACCCUAGACUGUGGCGCGGCAACCUCCAGCUGUGGCGCUCAUGGCCCGCCCCGCGCUAAUUUGGCGGCUGGAAGGGGGUUUGAUACCUGACUUCCCAGGCGCUAGCCCCUGGUUGGCCGCGGUGCCUGGUAGGUAUGGAGCUGGAGGUGCCCUGGCAUCCGCGCUGCCAUGCCGUGAUCUCACUGAAAAGGAGCACCGGCCUUGGAAGGGGGCAAGCCAAGGUACCUAAGGUACGUACCCGCCGCUCGUGGCCAGCCUGGCAGAACCACGGCAAGGGGGGCCGCGAUAUCGACCUAUGCUCCAGGACACCUACGACUUUCCACAAUUUCCCAAGGAGAGCUUCAUCCCGACGGCACAACCAGAGCUGCGCGCAAUCGCUGAGUCUGCACAGUUCGACUCGGCUCCUCUCACAGACGCAGCAGCUCACCUCCAUCUAACGAUCAAACCAGCGGCUACCCCUGGGUCCCUCACCGCCAGCUGUCUGUCUGCAAGGUCGCAUGGUGCCACGACGACCUUGUCGACCGCCCCCCACCACCGACAUUGCAGUAUAGCCCUUUGUCGCCGUCAAUCGAUCCCUGGAGAGGAGUUUCGCUGGCGCUGGCAGUUUUCCGGCACCGACAUUCGCCAUGAGACUGGACGUCAAGCGCCAGCUCUAUGCUCGUAGCGAACGAGUCAAGGGCAUAGAUUUCCAUCCGCAGGAACCAUGGAUCCUCACCACCCUCUACAGCGGUAUGCAUUACUCCAUUGCCACAGUCUCAAUGGAGGCGCAACGCCAAUUCUGACGCCCCCCUUCCCCAGGUCAUGUCUAUAUCUGGUCGUACGAAACGCAGCAGACUGUCAAGACCUUUGAACUCACCGAUGUUCCGGUGCGCGCCGGUCGAUUUGUUGCACGCAAGAACUGGAUCGUUUGCGGUUCCGACGAUUUCCAAUUGCGUGUCUACAAUUACAACACGUCGGAGAAGAUCACGUCCUUUGAGGCGCAUCCCGACUACAUCCGAGCCAUCGCCGUGCAUCCGACUCUUCCCUUCGUGCUCACUGCCUCCGAUGACAUGACCAUCAAGCUGUGGGACUGGGACAAGGGCUGGAAGUGCGUCCAGGUCUUCGAAGGCCACAGCCACUAUGUCAUGGGCCUUGCCAUCAAUCCCAAGGACACCAACACCUUUGCGUCGGCUUGUCUGGACCGCACAGUCAAGAUUUGGAGCCUUGGAUCUGGGACCGCCAAUUUCACACUCGAGGCGCAUGAGACCAAGGGUGUGAACCAUGUCGACUACUACCCCCACUCGGAUAAGCCGUACCUUCUCACGGCUUCGGACGAUCGGACGGUCAAGGUCUGGGAUUACACUACAAAGUCCCUCAUCGCCACCCUGGAAGGCCACACCAACAAUGUCUCUUUCGCCUGCUAUCAUCCCGAGCUUCCCGUCAUCAUCUCCGGCUCCGAGGACGGCACGAUACGCAUUUGGCACGCCAACACCUAUCGCUUCGAGCAAUCGUUGAACUACAGCCUCGAGCGAGCUUGGUGUGGUUCGUAUCAGAAGGGAAAGCAGGGUAUAGCUGUCGGCUAUGACGAUGGUGCCGUGGUCAUCAAGUUGGGUCGGGAAGAACCGGCCGUGUCAAUGGAUGCGUCAGGCAAGCUGAUUUGGGCGAGACACAAUGAGGUCGUCUCGUCUAUCAUCAAAGGAGAUGCAUCGAUCAAGGACAACGAUCCCAUCUCUCUGCCAACCAAAGACCUCGGAACCUGCGAGGUGUACCCGCAGACGCUUAUUCACUCGCCCAAUGGGCGCUUCGUCGCUGUUUGUGGAGAUGGCGAGUACAUCAUUUACACAGCGCUGGCCUGGAGAAAUAAGGCCUUUGGAUCUGCGCUCGACUUCGUGUGGGCCUCCAAGGAGAACAGCAACGAUUUUGCGAUUCGCGAGUCCCCCAUGAGCGUCAAGGUGUACAAGAACUUUGUCGAGAAGAGCGGCGGCCUGGACGUCGGCUUUCAGGCGGAGGGCCUGACAGGCGGCAUUCUGCUGGGAGUCAUUGGUCAAGGCGGGGUCUCUUUCUUCGACUGGAACACGGGUGGCCUUGUCAGAAGAAUCGAGGUCGAGCCGAAGCACGUCUACUGGUCAGAGAGCGGCGAGCUUGUUGCCAUUGCCUGCGAGGAUACCUGCUAUGUCCUGAGAUUCUCUCGCGAGAACUAUGUCGAGGCCGUUCAGGCCGGGCAGGUGGAGGAGGACGGUGUCGAGGCUGCUUUCGAAGUCAUCACGGACAUUAGUGAAGGUGUUCGGACGGGAGAGUGGGUUGGCGACUGCUUCAUUUACACCAACCAGACCAACCGACUCAACUACCUCGUUGGCGACCAGACAUACACGGUGUCUCAUUUCGACAAGCCCAUGUACGUCCUUGGAUACAUUCAGAGGGACUCGCGCAUCUACCUCGCGGACAAGGAUGUCAACGUGACGUCGUUUGCUCUGUCCCUCCCUGUGCUGGAGUACCAGACACUAGUGCUCCGGGAAGACAUGGACACCGCUGCCGAGCUGUUGCCGACGAUUCCUGCGGACCAGCUCAACAAGGUCGCGAGGUUCCUCGAAGGUCAAGGUCACAAGGAACUUGCGCUGGAAGUCGCUACGGACCCCGAGCACAAGUUCGAUCUUUCACUGGCUCUGGGCCAGCUGGAUAUCGCCCUGGACUUGGCGCGCAAGGCCGACGCGGACCACAAGUGGAAGACAGUCGGCGAUGCGGCGCUAGCAGGAUGGGAUGUGGCACUUGCGGCCGAGUGCUUCACGCACGCAAAGGACCUGGGCUCGCUUCUCCUGUUACACUCGUCGACGGGCAACAAGGAGGGCCUCGCAGCGCUCGCGGCGCAGGCUGUGGAGAGCAACGCUCACAACGUGGCCUUUUCGUGCUACUGGCUUCUGGGCGACAUUGACCACUGCGUCGAGACGUUGACAAAGACUGACCGGCUGGCGGAGGCGGUGCUGUUUGCGCAAACAUACAAGCCCAGUCUGGCAGUGCGCCUCGUCAAGGAGUGGAAAGAAAGCCUGGAGAAGAGCAAAAAGGGCCGUGUAGCUAAGCUGAUUGGCAUUCCGGACGAAGACGAGGACCUCUUUCCCGAGUGGGAUGCCUGGCUGAAGGCGGAGCGUGAGGGCGGGGCGGUCGAGGAGACUCAGGCGCCGGAGGAGUCGGAGGACGGGGUGGCUCAGGCCACGGAGACGCAGCAGGAGGGGGGGCCUGAGGCUGAGGAAGAGGCAGAGGACGAGGAGUAAAAUGGCUUGGCGCAUGGCUGUUGGUUAUGUGGACGAAGAGCGGCGGGCUCUCCCACCGCGGCCCCCGGCUGGGGCGCCUCGCAUGAUGCACCAUGGUAAUGAAUGAGUACCUAUCGAAAGAGUUUACGUUUGCGGCCUGCACGGAUGAAAGAAAGCAGAGAAAUUUGCUGCAGAGGGUGAUUGCAUGCUGGAUAUGUCUUGUCUCUGACUACGGCAUCGUCGUGGUCUUGCAUGGGGGUACUUGGACGGUGCAACACGAACAGCCGCCUUGACGGGUAGCCGGGCCGUUGGGACAUGCCUAAAAAUCCGCGCGGGGGCGGUGGCUGCCUCGCUGAGGGCAGCGGUUGGUGGGCUCGUCCGUUGGGUCGGGCCUUUUCCUUCCAAGCAUAGACAGCUGGAGGGCGGUGGACGCUUGGGGUGGGCAGCAGCCAGGCGACGGGCUACGGCUGUAGUACUAAGGU